This is a messenger RNA of Patiria miniata (bat star), 2749 nucleotides long. RefSeq lists its product as uncharacterized. The transcript has 22 exons. The record is from RefSeq and is a predicted model, not a curated record. Bases 141 to 2285 code for a protein of 714 amino acids. NCBI's taxonomy places the organism in Eukaryota, Metazoa, Echinodermata, Asteroidea, Valvatida, Asterinidae.
AUUUUUAAAUGGUGAAAGUUUACCGCAUCUGAGUCGACGCUUGAGGGCGCCCUAUAAUUUACAUUGACAACGGAAUUUGCAGACGACGGUUCGAUCAUUUUGUGCGCUUGCGAGUGUACUUGUGCGGCGAGAGAUUCACCAUGAUUCGUCGAGACAGUCCUUCAAGGGCUGUGGCCCUCGAUCUCAUGCUAAGAACCUUCAUGAACUCAUCGGACUUCAACAAUAUGCAGAGCAAGAACUGGGAGGCUAUCGCUAAACUCAUCCCUGGCACUACACCACAAGAGUGUGCGAAAAGAUUCCAAGAACUCCAAUCAGCGGCCGGUGACUUGUCCCCCGUCGGUGAUUUCACCGGUCUCGCUGCGCGAGGCAAGCCAGCACCUCGAGGGCGCCCUGGCAGCGCGACAUCCAAGUAUCAGCGGCCCCCGUCAACGAGUACUACCGAGGAGAAACGCGAGGAGCAGCGACAGGGAAGGAAAGAGGUUCAACAGGAAUUCGCUAAUAAUAAUUCCCAUCAGGAUCCUGAUGACUCUAGUGAUAAAAAAAGACAUCAAGAGCCUGAUAAAGAUAAAAAGAAACUUGGACCAGAUUCAUAUGGACCCAAUAUGGUCAUACAUGUCUGCGAUGAGGCCAAAAAUGUCAAGAAGGAUUUCACCUGUCCUCGUGACCUUCUAGUCACAGAGAUGCGAUAUUUCGCGGAGUAUCUCUCCAGUGACACGCAACGUUGGGAGGAGGUGGAUAUAUCCGUCCACUGUGAUGUACAGAUCUUUGAUUGGUUGAUGUGUUACGUCAAACGCAACUGCCCAGGAUCGCAGACUAGACUGGCUCCUAACCUUGAUGCAAGCAAUGUGAUAUCAAUCCUGAUAUCUUCUGAUUUCUUGAAAAUGGAUUCCUUGGUAAAUGAGUGCAUCAAUUUCUGUCACAAGAAAAUGUCUGCCAUUGUAGCCACACCUUGCAACAUGAACUGCAUCAACGAUAAACUAAGCACAAGAAUUGCUGAUUUGUUCACCGAUCUGGAAGUUGAUGAAGUCAAAGAUAGGAAAGAUAAAUUCAAAAGCAAGUUGUUUUGCAAGAAAAUAGAAGGAAUGUUUGAAGCCAGUAAACCCGCUGCGACUUUGUACAGAUGUCAACACUGUAAGCGUCUUCUGACAAAGGAACUACAGUCAAAACUGAAGUGUAUACCAACUAGGAUGAGUAUUGACAGACAAGGCAAUGUGGUCUAUCACCACCAGAGGGAUCCUUCAUGGGACAUCAACGACUACCUCCUGGCCAUCCGUUCAGAGCUCAAGUCUUGGCGAGAGGUCUACUGGCGCCUCUGGGCCACCGUAAACUCUCUCCCAUGUUCCCGCUGCAAGCUGGUCUUCCCAUGUAGUGAGCUCGGUCACUGCCGAUUCCACCCAGAACCGCCCAAGUUUGAUAAUUCUGGGGCUGCGUCUUCGACUGCUACCGGAACGUACGGAUGCUGCCAACAGAAAACGUUGAGAUUCGAUCCACUCAAUCAGAAUACAGGUUGUCAAGUAAGAGACCACAUUGUGAUGAUCCCCACUCAAGAGAAGUCACCAGAAGUGGGCGGGGCUUCCAAUCAUCAAGUCAAGGGGGGCAAGGACAAUGCACAGACACUAGACAUCCUGCUAGAACGUAAAGACUUCAUGUGCAUCCCUCCAAAAUCACCAGAGCAAGAAAAAUGGCACGACAUCAACAUCUUCCGCAGUGAAGAAGCCUCGUGCGGAUUGGCUGAAGAUGGCAUCGGGAUCAAAGGUCAACUGCAGAAUAUCUUCCCUGACGACCACGUGCCUCUCAGCAACCACUCUGAUGGAAGGCAUCGAGAUGUUGACUCCUCAUCGGAUUUUGAUUCGAGUGACGAUGAAGUUGGCGACGAAGAACUCAGAGUUUCAUCGAAACAUCGGCACAAGCAUCUAGUCCGCAAGAUGUCCAGCAAGUCAUCUGUCAGUAAAGAAAAACACAACUCACUGAUGUCGGUAGACAGUGCUGCGUCAAACAUAUGUUACAGGACAAAAUGGGAUCCCCAUCGAUCGCUGCGAUUUAAUCAAGAUAACCAGAGAGAAGAAGAUCACAAACGCAAUCAGCUGAUGGUGAACCAUCUAGCCAAGUUGAGAACGAGUACCGGGGAACGACACGAGAAGACAAAAAUCAAGGAGUAUGCUGGAGGAUUGUUCAGUCGUCUGGAUGCACAAUUCAAAGCUUCCUCACAGUUCUCCAAACCAGCGACAACGCAGGUCACGUUACAGAGAGCAAAAACCAGGGCGAAUCAACUGCGAACAACUUGAAAAAUGACAGCAAAUUACAGCAAUAAUGAAGUUCUAGAAGCUAGUCAAGAAAAGAGGGACAACUUAGGUUGUAAAUUAAUACUCCCAAGAUAAGAUUUAAAAAAACUGUAAAUACUUGAAUUUUAAGUUAAAAUUUCUUCUGUCUUGUGUUAAUUUAUGGUAUAAUUUUUGUUUUAACAUAUUUGAUUAGGUUUUUAAGCUGUUUUAUUAGAAACACUUACCGGCAAUAAUUAUUGCAAUUUUUUUUUAAAAAUAUUUUUGAAUAAAAUAAGUCUCGAAAUCUAUUUGUUGACAUCAUUUGUUGAGUAACAUCAGAAAGCACUUCAACAGAAAAGCCUUGCAUUUUAUUCAAAUGACUAGAAGACUUUAUACAAUUUUAACAUUUUAGUUACUUCUAAGGAAUCAACUGAACAGAAAUUUACAAAGACAGCAUUGAAUUACAUUUUAAUUAAUGUUUUUAUAAA